Messenger RNA from Colletotrichum karsti, 1908 nucleotides. RefSeq lists its product as uncharacterized. NCBI's taxonomy places the organism in Eukaryota, Fungi, Ascomycota, Sordariomycetes, Glomerellales, Glomerellaceae. The transcript has a single exon. The coding region runs from base 1 to 1908 and encodes 635 amino acids. The record is from RefSeq and is a predicted model, not a curated record.
AUGCCUCUCAUCACUCACUUCCCGAACCUUCCUCCUGAGAUCCUGCACAACAUUCUCGAAAAUCUCGAAGCCAGUCACAGACUCACCUUCAUUCAGUCGUCAGCCGAAAUCGAGCUCACCAUCGCCCGCGACAUCGGCUGGUUCAUCAACCUGCUUGUCCCAUCAUCAGCGAGAAAUGUCGUUCUGGCCACUAUCCACGCGCCCCAGCGCGGAAAACGCGAGCAUAUCCGCCAGUUCCGCACCCGCGUCAAGGCCUUUGCCGCAGACUACCAGGAGGGGCUUUUCAGCGACAGACUCCCCAACCCGUACCGCACCAGCACCGGCGGAGAGAGGAAGUCAGCCCACCCGCGUGUGUUGCAACGUUUCCGUGAUCUUCUCGACCUGCUUAGGGCCGUUGAUCUUCUCUUGAGGGACUACGUUUACAAGGCGAAAAAGUCGGGAUUGGGCUGGGAUGGUCAGUAUAUGAGCCAACACGCCGUCUUUUCCGAGCGUGUCUUGGACUCAUGGUUGACGCUUGCUCACAGCGAUCACCGUCUGGGAGUCGGUUUCUCCCUGGUGGAAAGUGGGCACCAUUUCUAUGACGAGGCAUUCCAGACGAGCGUGUUGGAGUCCUUCUUCCGCCUCGAGCUCUUUCGUCGGCUGUUCUACUCGAACCCGCUCUGCCCUCUCUUCUCCAGCGGCGACGCCACUCCUGUGCUAUGCGCGAAUCCAGUCAAUUGCAUGACGCCCCGGGACACUCACACCCACGGCUUCGCAACGCAAUGGGACAAUAUUCGACGAGCGCGGAUUUGGAACGCAGAAUGGGUCCAGCUGCGGAACUCGCUGAACGACCAUCGCCGUCCAGAAGCACCCCCGAUGAGUACGAACGCGAAUGCGUACACAAAAGAGGGCCUGGAGACGAUUUCCCGCCUGCAGGAUAUUCGUUCAGAGGUCGAACGCACAUUCGGCGCCUUUGAAGUCCUUUGGACUCAGUACGCUCUCUGGGUCAACAACGAGCUGCGAGAUUUCAGGGAGGAGGUUAUAUCGCAGGCCGAAGACCUGGCCAUGGAUGAAGCCGACCUACGGAUGGCAUCGUCUUCGGAAUCCUUAUCAAACCACGAGAAAGAACAAGAGCGCUUGAAGAAGGCCGCGAGAGGCUGCUUCCGAGUCGGACCAGACUACGCCUUUUCCCGAUACAAUAUGGCCCUCAUUCUUCCCGAGCAGGGGCGCCUUCUCAAUUUGGACAACGAGGAUAACGCCUGGCCCGACAUGUUCCGCUUCCUGACCUUCCUCGCCUCUCUUGGCCUUCCAUUCUUUCGCCGGUGCGCGGCUAUGGAGGUGGGUCAGCGCAGACAGAUGCUGAGCAGCGUCUUCUUGUACCUCUGCCGCCUACCCGCCCAUCGCAUCCCGCAGUUCGUCCUCGGCGAGCUCAACAGCCAGCAUCCCGCGUCGGGCCGCGAGUUUCCCCUCCUCGGUGCCUUCCGUGAACCCUACCUACACCCAACGCUCCUGUUAAGCAACGUCCCGUUUGUCAGUCUUUCACGGCUGGCGAGCCACCUGACACAGUUAUUGAGGCUGCCCAAGUGGGACUAUCUCGACCGCUACGUGGUGUCUAAGGAGGCGUGGGAGGCGAUUCUCGACAAGUUCGCGACAGACGUGGUCAGACGCACAGAACUGCCGUUCGCGGUGAGCGACUCUCAGUGGGCGCAGAUGCGGAAACCACGGGCCACGACGGGACUGAGAAUGGAGCUCGGAGUCGGUUGUUCUGUGGGGGAGUUCGUGGUUUUCUUUAACUGGGCGGCUCAAGGAGGAUAUGGUGGGCUGAGAAAGAAAUACCCUUCGGACAGCCGGUCCAAAGUCCAGCUUACCGCGGCACAGGAGAGGAUGAAGUGUGUUGGAGGAAUGCGAGGUUUCUUCUCGGGAGAGUGA